AUGGAGGAUAUGGGCGACUUGGCGAAGGGCAACUUGGCUUCGUCCAAGUGGCUUGGCACUUUCAGCCUCCUUUAUGCCGAAGUGGUUGUUUCGUUUGCGAGUGCCAUAGUUCUACUUGUUUUGACUGUUGUCCAGUUACUUUAUCGAACCAGCUGGCGGGCCAGGAAGUUAUGGAGAGUAGGAAACGAGGUGCGCUUCGAUGGGGAGCGUUACCUCGCGAAACCGGAGGGCGACAUUGGUCGGAAAAUUUUGGAAAGGGGCAUAAAAUCGCAUGAAAAUGUUUACUUUGAGCGUCCCUCAGGCACACUUCCCCCAAUUGUAGCGAAUGACUGUGACGCUAGGGUAAAUUGUCUCUCUAUGAUUGCGGAGACAAGGAAGAUACUCUACAAGCAGUACGGGGAACCGGCGCGUUUAAUGUCUAUGCGUUGUUGUUUGUCGUGUAUAGAAAAUGUUUUGCCGUCGAGCCAAGCGGAGGAUUUCCUUCGCAUAUAUGAGUCUGUCCUUUACGGGCAGUAUCGCGCGGAUGGGGUUCCGGAGGUGAUUUCUGACGAAGAGAUAAAGUUUUUGCACGUUUUUUACCACAAUUCAAUUCUCAAAGAGAUUCAAUGGUAG
Trypanosoma brucei brucei TREU927 is the source of this 612-nucleotide messenger RNA. RefSeq lists its product as hypothetical. The record is from RefSeq and is a predicted model, not a curated record. The coding region runs from base 1 to 612 and encodes 203 amino acids. Lineage: Eukaryota; Euglenozoa; Kinetoplastea; Trypanosomatida; Trypanosomatidae. The transcript has a single exon.